AUGUCUGUAAAAAACUAUUACUUUUGCGCGCUAUGCGUCCAUAGCAGACCAUACUAUGCAUUUCGCGAAUUAUUUAGGCACUUACAGUUCGUUCAUAAUGGACAAUCAGAUUUUAAAGUUCGAUGUGAACUUGGACCAUUAUGUGGAAAUACAUAUUCUACUUUUACCGGUUAUAAAACCCAUAUUUAUAGAGAACACACAGAUCUUCUUGAUAAUGCUUCAUGCAAACAAGAAAUACUCAUUGAUACGAACACUCGUGAUAAUGAAACAGCAAUAGCGACAAGCUAUGAUGCACAAUUAGAUGCUGAUAAUCUAAUGCAUAAGGUAGAAGAUGAACGAGACCAGAUAGAAAGCGAAACAGAUGAUGAUGAUGAAGAUGUCAUAUGUUGGCCGUUACUCACGGAGAAAACAAUUCAAUCAUCAGAAAACAAGAUAGAUUUUGAUUACUUUGAAAAGUUUUACGUAGAUUUUUUGCUCAAUCUUCGAGAAGGUCAUUCUUUGCCACAAAAUAUAAUUCAAACAAUUACGUCUGGAUUAAAAUCUUUGAUAGAACUAGUUCAUGAAUUAUUAAAAAACGAAAAUAAAAAUUCAAGGACCAAAUAUCAAAGAUCAACUACUACUUCAGCCACAGACGAUUCUAUUUUAUUGACUGAUAUGAAAGAAGUUAUUUCAAAUGUCAUAAUAGCUAUGCAUAAAUGA
Rotaria socialis is the source of this 699-nucleotide messenger RNA. Lineage: Eukaryota; Metazoa; Rotifera; Eurotatoria; Philodinida; Philodinidae. The record is from the annotation of a GenBank genome assembly.